AUGGCUACGGAAACAUCCCUGACCCGCGAAUUCCCAUCUCUAUCACACCUAACACGAGAGGACCUCGAAGACCUGCUCGUGGACCCCGCCUAUUCCGAUGCCGUAUUUCAUGAACUUCCUCAAGUCAAGGAAUUACUGCAAGCCCAGGCGGAACUCGCAUCUGCCAAUGAGUCCAUAGCCAAGCAUAACCUUUCUCUGCAGGACGACCUGUUCAGGCUAAGAGGGGAAACACAAGCGACAUAUAAUGAUGCGAAGGCUUUGGAGGCAAGAUGGGCUGAACUGCAGCGCGAGCAGAAAGAGCUAUAUCAGCGGUACACGGCUCAAUUCCUGCUUCUCCGCUUGCGUCAUGCAACUACGGCUCAGGACGAUCUAUCCGAGGCUCUCGCUUCAUCGUUCGUUCGUCCGACAGCCGAUGGUUCCGCGACGCAGCUCGGAGGCAGGGAGGUUGAUGAUUUCGUGCGCGAGUUCCGUGACGCACGAAAAAUAUAUCAUAAACGGGUCAUGUGGGGAGACCGUUGGAAUGCAGGCGACGUUGCAUGGCGGGAGGAUUGA
Peniophora sp. CBMAI 1063 is the source of this 552-nucleotide messenger RNA. NCBI's taxonomy places the organism in Eukaryota, Fungi, Basidiomycota, Agaricomycetes, Russulales, Peniophoraceae. The record is from the annotation of a GenBank genome assembly.